AUGGCCAUGGAUUCGCCCCAGUUAAUCCAGACUCUGGUCUCAUCCUUCAGCAUUUUGGCCGACGAAGUGCAGAACCUGGUCGACAGAAAGACGAUCUUGGAGCACAAGUUGGCCUACGCGCGAGAACAGGCAAGUCGUCAUCUCUUCUUUCUCUUGUCUUCUCUUUUCCCGCCCAUGCCACCUCUACAUGAUGAUUACCAUAGCUCUAGAUCUGCAUGUCGCCAUUUUGGCGACUCUUAUCAGCUUCUCGCCGACAAAUACGCCCCAGCAGCUCCUCACAUUGCCGAAACUCUGGCAAAGCUCCAACUACCUCCCAGCCCAACGCUCGCAUCCUCCAGCCACGUCCCUCUCCCCAAGCGCCACCAGUCCGAUAGCUCCCAGGCUGAGUUGGCUUUGUUCAUCCGCGAAGGCAGAAAGGUAGCUCGGCAGUUGGCGAUGGUGACUGAUGCCAGCAAGGAAAGCGGAUCCAGCCGCGAGACAUUCUCCACCAACAUGACCUCACAGUCAACCUUCCUCGAAAGGGACUUCACGGUCGAGGGGAAGAAGGGUCAUUUGGGCUGUCCCUUCUCGGCAAUGAAAAAGGACGCCGUCGAGCAAGUUGAGGUAGAUGAUGCGAAUGAAAAUAAAAAUUCCGACCCUACACCGCACCAUUCCAAAGACCCGAUAUGCGCGGCAAUGUUUGAGGAGAGCAUGUCCGCCCCGCCGCCCAACGCCUCGGCCUCCAAAUGCCCCAUCAGAUACCUCGACAAGCACACUCCCGAAGAGAUUGCUCGCUACGUCGAGACUCACAAGCAUGAGUUGCCGCGAAGCCACGAGGUUUGUCUCAAGAGAAACCAGAAGAACGAAGAGCAAAUAAGGAAGCUCGACGCCAAGUACGGCAAUCUUGUCUCCAUGAUCACCGAUCUCAGCCACCUCCAUGCGCCCAUGUUACCCGAGGCCCAGGCUGAGGCUGAGGCCGAAGCUGAAGCCGAGGCGGACCAAGCUUCGAAUCGCCGUGUUAGUGAUUGGGCCAAGAACGUGAGCUCUAGUACCGUGGACGGCCUGGUCGAUGAGACCAUCAAGGAUGAUGGUAAUGUGCCUACUGCCGAAGACUAUCUCGACCGGACCGGUCAUUUCGAACGGCCUCUCAAGGAGAUCCGCGUCGGCGAGUCGCCCAGCAGACCGUGGGGCAUCUCCGUCCCCUUUCCCCCGGAUGAGCCCGUGGAGCGGCCAACUUCGCCUCCGGCGCCUGUUCGUAUGCCUUCGCCCAGCCCAAAUCAAGCACCAAAGGCCUCAGAGGCCAGGCCAUCCAAGUGCCCAUUUGACCACACCAAGAUGAACAAAUUAGACGGACCUGGCCUGGCCGAAUUUCCGAAAAUGGAGGAGGUCCAAAGCCCCCCACGGCCUACCGCUCACAAGCCAGCUGCAAGCCAGCCUUUUACUACGCCUGUGAAGCAUCCACAACCUCCAAUCCCAGACAGUCCUCCUCCGUCUCACCAGCCGGCCUUUAUCAACGCACCUGGGGCCGCGAAUGCCACGACCGCCAGCGGCCCGGCCCCCCAGAUGGUGUUCAACGGCCCGGUGUUCAUCGGGUAUCCCAUUGAGCAAGCGAUUCAGUUCAUGCAGCAUUUUCAGCGGCAGUCAUGA
Diaporthe amygdali is the source of this 1626-nucleotide messenger RNA. RefSeq lists its product as uncharacterized. The record is from RefSeq and is a predicted model, not a curated record. NCBI's taxonomy places the organism in Eukaryota, Fungi, Ascomycota, Sordariomycetes, Diaporthales, Diaporthaceae. The coding region runs from base 1 to 1626 and encodes 541 amino acids. The transcript is spliced from 2 exons.